Helobdella robusta is the source of this 2697-nucleotide messenger RNA. RefSeq lists its product as hypothetical. Bases 1 to 2697 code for a protein of 898 amino acids. NCBI's taxonomy places the organism in Eukaryota, Metazoa, Annelida, Clitellata, Rhynchobdellida, Glossiphoniidae. The transcript is spliced from 7 exons. The record is from RefSeq and is a predicted model, not a curated record.
AUGGUAGUGAUGAAAACCUUCGUAUUGUUACUGCUGCUACUGCAUCACGGCUUUGUUUAUGCCGGAAAGGAUGAUGGCAUCAAUACCAAAAAACCUAUAUCGUGUGCGGACUGUAAAUCUAAUGUGAGCUUGAGUGGAAAUAAUGAAGUCACCGGUCCAUGUUUCGAUGUCUCAAAAUGGGUGACCUGCGAUGCUGGCUCCUUUUGCUUUUUCCAGUUGAAAAUUAAUUCUAAAAAUGGCAAAGCACAAGUAUGGCGUAAUUGCCAAAAUUCGGUAGGGAGGAAAAUCGUAUCAGGGCGCGAUCCCAACAACAUCGAAUUAUCGCUAUAUAUCGGAAAAUCGCAAGGUAAUUGCGGUACGGUCAGCAACAUAUUCGGUAGUGACGUCACUAAGGGUUUUACCAAAGACUGUAAAAAAAUUUACGAUAAUUUUGUUGCUAGGUGGACAAAAUCAAAGUGCCAGAGUAAAAGUUUCGACGAUAGGAACAAAAACACCUAUAGCGAUAAUAAAAAAAAUAAUAAUAAUAAUAAUGGUAAUAAUAAUGGUAAUAAUAACGAUAACGCCGACGAUGAUGGCGUUAAAACUAUUAAUAAUAAGGAUAAAAUUGGAAAUAAUAAUAAUAAUAAGAGUGAUAAAAAAGCCGACGAUGGCCCCACAAAGAAGACUGAGGGUGAGAAAAAAAUUUUAUAUAAGUUUAAAUCUUACGUAGAGAGUAAAGGUUUGAGACAAGAGUUGAUUUUUGUCAUUGUAAUCAUGCUAUUACACUACAUUAACGCCCAUCUCUAUUUCCAUGGCAACGUUUUGAGGCACUUCGUAAUUUUGCGCUUGAAUUCACUUUUUGCCGCACCUCUCCCUGGCAGAAAGUCAGCCACUAGUAACCAAAUCAGCCAGAACAACAAAAAUAAAACGUACAGAGAAUCCAAAUAUGUGGAAAAUCCUGCCAAGAGUGCUGACAUUGACACUAAUUUUAGGGAAUUGAAGAUUGUGUCUAAUGAAAAAAGAGAUAAGAAUAAAUCAAAAUGGGGAAGUCCACUUUCUAAAAAUAAACUCGCAAGUGACGAAAAUGAUCUCGCGAAACGUUAUGGUAAUGAUCUCCCAAAAGUUUAUGACAGUGAUGACGACUAUGGCACCAUUGAUAUCUUAGCAAAGUGGAGAAGGAGCAGACGCAUUGAGAAAUAUAAAUUGGAGAAUUUGCUCUCGACGUCGAAAAAUAUCGCGCCGCAUAAAUUCGUGACGUCACAGCAGCAACAAACAUCAACAGAAGGUGACAUCAAUGUCAGUAGCAUCAGCAGUAACAACAAACCAACGUCACUAUUGUCACCGUUCUCAGUGUCGAGAUUCCAUGAAAAUUAUCAGACAUAUUUGUUGGAACAAAAAAAUUUAGAGCGACAACAGCAUCAGCUGCAACAACAACAGCUUCAACAACAACACCAGCAGCUGCUGCAGCAACAACAACAGCAACAACUAUAUCCUUAUCAGCCUUUGAUUGUAGUUCCGCCCAUCUUAAUGUCACCAGAAGACUUUCAACAACGACAACGUAAGCAAGAUGAACAACAGCAACAACAACAACAGCAACAUCAACAACAUUACUGUCGUUGUAAUAAAACUGACUUGAAAAGUGCUGAAAAUAUUGUAGACAAAACAAUUAAGUUUUGUUGUUGUCCUCAUAAGAGAUGUGACCAAAACAUCAACAAAAACAAUAACAACAACAAUAGUAUUUAUAAUAAUAAUAACAACAACAACAACAGCAAUAACAACAACAAUAACAACAAUAAUAAUGAGAUCACCACGAAAAUAUCAAGAGACGACACAUUCUUAGAUCUAUAUCCAGUCAAAGAAAUUAUGGUAGACAAAAAUACCGUCUAUUUUAUACCAACGAUACAACAAGAACAUCAACAAUUACAUCAACAGCAACAACAACAACAAUUACAUCAUCAACAGCAACAACAACAAACUCAUCAACAACAACAACAAAGUCAUCAACAACAGCAAGAUUCAUUGAGAUACAAAUCAGAACAAGGCGGAACAACAACGUUUGCGUUUGGAAACUGGAUCAAGGAACAACAAAAACAUCAACAACAACAAAAACAUCAACAACAACAACAACAACAUCAACGAAAACUUCAACAACAACGACAACCUAAACAACAAUCACUUCAACUUCCAAACGAAAGAAGUGAAAUGCUACAAGAAUCCAAACUUCAACGGCACGACGAUUCAUUCACGAGCGUAUCCAGCAUGGAUUGUUCUGACAACAAUAUGAAGAAAAUGAAACCAAUGAAGACAUUAACAAAUGAUAAGAGCAACAAAUCAAACAAAAUCACAUUAAAAACAUCAACAACAACAACCGUAACAUCGACAAAACCUACAUUAAAACCAUCAACAACAACUACAUCGGCAACACAAACAACAACAGCAACACAGACAACAACAACAGCAACACAAACAACAACAGCUCUUGCAAAGACAACUAACACAACAAAUUACAACAUCAACAACAAUAUUAACCAAAACAAUGAUAAUAACGAUAAUACCAACAACUCUGGCAACAAAACUGAUGAGGUUGACGUCAUCAUUCCUAGAGAUAGUUUGCUGGAGAUAUCAGACGAAGAUGAACACAAAGAUGACGAGAUAUUAAUAGCUCUGAGGAGGCGUAGAAAAUUAUGUAUCGACCAAUUAAAACGUCUUACUAAAUAA